AUGCUUGGCAACGGCAACGCCGGCAGUCCGCAGCAGUCGAGGACGACUCCGCCGGCCUUCACCCACUUGUCGUCCCUGUCUGCUGGUUCGUCGAGGGUGCUCCAGGCGGCCUCGGCCCGGCUCCUGGCGGGUGACCUGGGUGGGGGACCGAUUCUCGGCAACUUUGGCAGGACGGGCACUGCAAAAGGAUCGAUUGCUGUACAACGAGGGACCGAUUCCGUGAGGGCUGGGUAUCGAUUAGGCCGCUUGAGGGCCGGAUCUAUUGCUGUUUACCUCGUCUUAAAAUAA
Emiliania huxleyi CCMP1516 is the source of this 288-nucleotide messenger RNA. RefSeq lists its product as hypothetical. The transcript is spliced from 4 exons. NCBI's taxonomy places the organism in Eukaryota, Haptophyta, Isochrysidales, Noelaerhabdaceae. The record is from RefSeq and is a predicted model, not a curated record. Bases 1 to 288 code for a protein of 95 amino acids.